Messenger RNA from Penicilliopsis zonata CBS 506.65, 474 nucleotides. RefSeq lists its product as hypothetical. The transcript is spliced from 4 exons. Gene Ontology annotation, cellular component: nucleus. NCBI's taxonomy places the organism in Eukaryota, Fungi, Ascomycota, Eurotiomycetes, Eurotiales, Aspergillaceae. The record is from RefSeq and is a predicted model, not a curated record. Gene Ontology annotation, biological process: protein sumoylation. Bases 1 to 474 code for a protein of 157 amino acids. Gene Ontology annotation, molecular function: SUMO conjugating enzyme activity.
AUGUCACUCUGCAUUAACCGUCUCCAAGAGGAGAGGAAACAGUGGCGACGUGACCACCCUUUCGGGUUUAUAGCAAAGCCUCAUCGGACUGCACAAGGUGUUUUGGAUCUAAAGAAAUGGGAAUGCGGCGUUCCGGGAAAGGCAAAAACAAUCUGGGAAGGAGGGCUUUUCAAGCUCGAGGUGACCUUUCCUGACGAGUAUCCCACGAAGCCGCCCAAGUGCAAAUUCACUCCUCCACUCUUCCACCCAAAUGUCUACCCCUCCGGAACGGUCUGCCUUUCAAUCCUGAACGAAGAGGAGGCUUGGAAACCGGCGAUCACCAUCAAGCAGAUUCUCCUCGGCAUCCAGGAUCUGCUGGACGAGCCUAACCCGGAAUCCCCCGCCCAGGCGGAAGCAUACAACCUCUUCAAGAAGGAUCGCGUGCAGUACGAACGGCGAGUCAAACAGGUCGUCAAGGAGAAUCCUGCGCCGUAG